UCUUCUCAUCUCAUUCUCUCCCAAGUCUUCUACUCUUCUUCAUAUUCUCCGACUACUUUUCCUUCCUCUCCUUCCUUCUCCUCUCAGAGAUCUUAAAAAUCUUGCAUACCCAAAACAGAAAAUGGGUGGAAAUUCUCCUUGUGCUUCCUGCAAGUUACUUCGACGUCGCUGCGCUAAGGACUGCAUUUUUGCUCCUUACUUCCCCUCUGAUGAUCCUCACAAGUUUGCCAUUGUCCACAAGGUUUUUGGUGCUAGUAAUGUCAGCAAAAUGUUGCAGGAGCUACCAAUUCAUCAAAGGGCAGAUGCAGUAAGCAGUUUAGUGUAUGAAGCAAAUGCAAGGGUGAGAGACCCAGUUUAUGGAUGUGUAGGAGCCAUAUCAUAUUUGCAAAACCAGGUUUCUCAGCUUCAAAUGCAGCUGGCUGUAGCUCAAGCUGAGAUUCUAUGCAUUCAGAUGCAGAAUGAGCCAGUAGUCAUGAUGCCUACCCCACAGAUGGAUGAUCUAGAUGAUGCCAAGUCAUCUUCAUCUUUUGUUUUCCAAAAUAAUCAUCCUCAGUAUCUUAAUUUUGCCUCUUCUAGCAAUGUAAUUCAUGACUCUCUUAAGAGAGAGAGCAUUUUUGGUGACAUUAUUUCUUAAGUAAUAUAAUUUUUUUUUCUCUUGUCUCA
Manihot esculenta (cassava) is the source of this 663-nucleotide messenger RNA. Its product is annotated as LOB domain-containing protein 12. NCBI's taxonomy places the organism in Eukaryota, Viridiplantae, Streptophyta, Magnoliopsida, Malpighiales, Euphorbiaceae. The transcript is spliced from 2 exons. The record is from RefSeq and is a predicted model, not a curated record. Bases 122 to 634 code for a protein of 170 amino acids.